Molecule: messenger RNA, 3224 nt
Organism: Oldenlandia corymbosa var. corymbosa
Lineage: Eukaryota; Viridiplantae; Streptophyta; Magnoliopsida; Gentianales; Rubiaceae
Source: the annotation of a GenBank genome assembly
UAAUUUUACAAGUUUGUUAGACCAAAACGACGUAGUUGCCUUCCUACCUCCAACAAAUAGGCGCUGACAAAAAGAACCUUCACCCGGCACAACUCAGAUUCGUAAUUUGCCUUCGUCUCUUUAACUUAUGUAUUAUCCGAUGAAAAAACCCUAAUUGGGAGGAGUGUACAUAAACCCAUUCGAAAAACGCAAAGCUUUUUAACAUCCUUCCUCUAUAUAUUGAGAGCUUUACUGUUAUUGUAUAGAUUCUCAAUCCUAUACUUCCCGAAACUUCAACAAUGGAUGCCCAAAGAGCUUUGCUUGAUGAACUCAUGGGAGCAGCUCGUAAUUUGACUGAAGAAGAGAGAAAGGAAUAUAGAGAAAUCACCUGGGACAGCAAGGAAGUUUGCGGCUGCUAUAUGAUUCGAUUUUGCCCCCAUGAUUUAUUCGUAAACACUCGGAGUGAUUUAGGACCAUGCCCUAAGAUCCAUGAUCCAAAGUUAAAGGAAAGUUUUGAAGCUUCUCCAAGACGUGACACGCAUGUUCCAAAGUUUGAGGCAGAACUGGCCCAUUUUUGCGAGAGGCUGGUCAUGGACUUGGAUAGGCGAGUUAAGCGUGGUCGAGAGCGCCUUGCUCAGGACUUGGAAGUGCCUCCUCCUCCUCCCAUCUCCACAGAAAAAUCUGAGCAAUUAGCCGUUUUGGAGGAAAAAAUAAAGAAUUUACUGGAACAGGUGGAGUCGCUUGGCGAAGAAGGCAAAGUUGAUGAAGCUGAAGCACUGAUGAGGAAGGUGGAGAUGCUUAAUAUUGAGAAGGUGAGCUUGACACAGCAGCCUCAAGAUAAAAUGUUAAUGAUGGUACAGGAGAAAAAGAUGGCUCUUUGUGAAACCUGUGGAUCGUUUCUUGUUGCAAAUGAUGCUGUUGAGAGAACUCAAUCUCAUGUCACUGGCAAGCAGCAUAUAGGGUAUGGUAUGGUACGAGAUUUUCUGGCAGAGUAUAAGGAAUCUAAAGAGAAGAAAAGGGAAUCGAAAAAAUUAGCAGCUGAAGAAAGGAAGAAGCAAAAGGAAAAAGAGAAUGAGAGCAGAAGUGGAAGGAGCGGGUCCUCUGACAGGGAUCGAUAUCGUGACCGUGAUCAUGAUAGGGAACGAGACCAUUACAGGAAUGAUGGCCGUGAUAGAUCUCGAGAAAGAAAUGGUAGAGGAAGCCGUGAUGGAUUUAGGGGAGCAGAUAGGAAAUACACUAAUGCCAGGAUUGGAAGAGAUAGAAGCAGGGAAAGAUAUCGCCAACGUGAUCGUAGUAGGUCACGUUCUCCUCUCAGGCAUAGCAGGAAGUCCUCUGGGAGUCCGGUUCGGUGAUAUGGACAUUUAUGUGGUCGGUGUUUGAGAUUUGAAUGAGAAGAGGUAGACUUUUUAACCACUCAUAAGUUUUUAUGACUGUUUGCUUCUGGAGUCGGGUGCUAUUGUAAUCAUGGUGGAACUGUUUUUUGUUCUCACAGCUUUAUUGAGACUGUACCGUCUUCCUAUCAUCAAUAUAUUUAGAGAGAAAAGGUUGAGGUAGGUAUUACUUCAUUAUUGUAACUAUUUAAUGAUCUACUUGGGCUUCAAUUGACCUAAUCGUUACUUGGAUCAUACAUGAUAUGUGUAGUGGUGUGACUCUUCUUUAUGGGAUCGCUUCUUUCGCAAAUAGUUAUAGAACAGAUUCUUUUAAGUUGCAUGGGUUUACUGCUGCUGAUGGAGAUAACAAUUUGCCAAACUGUGAGGUAACAAGUAAUUUUGAUUUCUUUCAACCUCAAAAGACUUGAAAAGAAAUGUUUGGGCUUUUCCUUCUUUCUUUUUUAUUUUUUGGUAAACUUUGGCCUUUCUUUCUAAUUGCUCAUGAUCCUUCAAAUUUUCUUUUCUUCAUUCUUCAUCCUAGGAAUGUUACUGAGCUCAUUAUAGGGAUCUGCAUAGGUUGUCUAUGGCAUGUUGCAUGAUGAUUUGUGACAGAUAGGUAACCUCCUCCUUCCUUGUUUAUGUGCCUUUCGGUCCGUUCACUCCAUGAGUUGAACUUUGCAGGCACCUCGAAGAUGAAAAUGCAGCUUGUUUAAAAGCAAUCUUGUUAUGAUUAAAAAAAGAAUAAAGAAAUUGUUAAAAAGAAAUAUAUUCGAAUGAAAUGAGUUGUUUUAAUGGAAUGCUAAUAUUUCUGGAAACUCUAGUCUGGUCCUUCAUGUUCAUUUUCAACUUCAUGGAUUGAUGAUGAUGAUGGGAAUGAGGAUUUUUUGGGUGGGAGCCUUAGAUGAAUCACUAUGUAGUCUAGAGCAGGGGGUGUUUCUUCGAGACUGUCGUUUGGUGGGAACAAGUGCAGGUUCCUGCCAAUCGUCAAUGGCGGCCAAAUUGUUCUCGAUGUCAUCUGCAGCCCUGAAGACUGGGGGGAGUUGUACGGUGUUUUUGAAGGAUAAUACAGGAGUUUUUGCUAGUUGUUUUCUGAGUCACUCUUUUUUCUUAAAAAAAAAAAAAAAAAAAAGUCACUCUUUUUUCUAAUAUAACAGCCCCAUGAAAAAACAUGACUAUGAGUUAUUCAUAAAAAAUAAUGAAUGACUCAAUAAAAGAUGGCCAGGACUGUUGGAAGUUGGAACCAGAUCAGUUGUCCAUCUGUUACACCUUCAUCAUGAAAUCUGUGUUUUGUUUUGGCUGAGUGUCUCACACUAUCAUAAAAACUGUGUUCUCUUUUGCGCCCCCUCUCUUGGGAAGGUGUUCUGUUUCGCCUGAAGGUGAACAUCAAAGUGAGAUUUGGAAUUAGAGUGUAUAACUAUUGAUUCUCAAGAACCAAAAAAUUGGGAUUUUGAGUUUUAGUGCCUAAAACUUUGGCAGUAUGAAAAGCCUUUACUGACCUUAGACAAUUAAAUCUGUAAACAUUUCCUAGAACUCAGAAUAAUAUGAUUAGUGGGCUGAAGUCUGUUUCCUUUGUUUGCAUGUAUUUUUGGCAUGAAAAUCGAAAAGGACUACAAAGCAGUCCAAGCCUCAACGGUGGAGUGCAGGGUGUUUGCAAACAGUACUGUUUCCGCUUUUUAAUUCUUAAUCACGUUGUCUGAUGUAUUGUAACAUCCACAUACGUUCAAUACUUCGAUGAGAGAAAUUUUUGGUCCCCGCAACAUGCUUACUUCUUUUUCCUUUUUCUUCUCUCUUCUUUUUUAUUAUUAUUAUUUUUUAUUUAAACUCAAUUUCCAAAUUGUCCACAUGUCGUUACAUCGUAUGGAGAUUAUCACAAUC